Messenger RNA from Pan troglodytes (chimpanzee), 2287 nucleotides. It is a transcript of the gene C7H7orf25, whose product is annotated as chromosome 7 C7orf25 homolog. NCBI's taxonomy places the organism in Eukaryota, Metazoa, Chordata, Mammalia, Primates, Hominidae. Bases 486 to 1925 code for a protein of 479 amino acids. The record is from RefSeq and is a predicted model, not a curated record. The transcript is spliced from 2 exons.
CCCUAAUCUUUCUGGGUGACUCUGGACACUCUACUAGAGUAAUAUGAAUAUGGCAGCCCCUCGGAAGCCAUGCAAUCAUUUCUUCUCUUCAGAAGGACAGCACACUUUCUUUGGAGGGCCCAGGACAAUGCAGUGGAAAGUGCUUUGGCUUGGAGGCAGAAGUCCCAGAGGCAGUACUUCUCAGCUGUCACCUCUGACAAGCUUCUCCAGCGUUUCUUCUGUUAAAAUGAGCCCCCAAAAUGCCUACGACCCGGUUGCGAUCGAGUGGCCGACGCCCCCAGUGGGAGUGAGGCCCAGCACGCGAGCUCGGUCCCUCUUCCUGGAGCCAGGUGGGUGCGCGCUUUCAGGCUCACCCGGCGGCGCAAGCGGGAGAAGCCAGGUGCCCUCAAUAAACAUGGCCGCCGCGCCAGCGUCAACCCGGCUCGGAAGGCCGCGCUGCCGCUUGGGAAUCGCAGGUUUGGCGUCACCCGGCCCGGAACCACGUGAUGCAGGAGGUGCCCGAGGCGGCGGGGCUCGCGCGGGUGGAGCCGCCUCGGCGUUCGAGCGGGGUGGGGGCUGCCCGGUUGAGAUUUCCCGGCGGGUCCCGGCCUCUGCGUGCACGCGCCUGCGUGCUCGCGCUCGCGGUUCUGGCGCUGCCGGAAAGGAAUAAUGCUGACAGCAUGUCUGCACAUUCCAUGCUCUGUGAACGAAUCACCAUAGCCAAGGAACUGAUCAAGAGAGCAGAAUCACUUUCUAGAUCAAGAAAAGGUGGCAUAGAAGGUGGUGCAAAGCUGUGCAGCAAAUUGAAGGCAGAAUUAAAAUUCUUGCAGAAAGUAGAAGCUGGGAAAGUAGCUAUUAAAGAGUCUCAUUUACAGAGCACUAACCUAACACACCUGAGAGCCAUUGUGGAAUCAGCAGAAAACCUGGAAGAAGUUGUUAGUGUUCUUCAUGUCUUUGGUUAUACAGAUACCUUAGGAGAAAAGCAAACCCUUGUGGUAGAUGUAGUUGCAAAUGGUGGUCAUACUUGGGUGAAAGCCAUUGGCCGGAAGGCUGAAGCUCUUCAUAACAUCUGGCUGGGCAGGGGCCAAUAUGGUGACAAAAGCAUCAUUGAGCAGGCUGAAGACUUCCUCCAGGCCAGUCACCAGCAGCCAGUGCAGUAUAGCAACCCUCACAUCAUCUUUGCAUUUUACAACAGUGUCUCCAGCCCCAUGGCAGAGAAGCUGAAAGAAAUGGGCAUAUCUGUGAGAGGAGACAUAGUAGCAGUCAACGCUCUGUUAGAUCACCCUGAAGAGCUUCAACCAAGUGAGAGUGAAUCAGAUGAUGAGGGCCCUGAACUUUUGCAGGUGACCAGAGUCGACCGAGAAAAUAUACUAGCAAGUGUUGCGUUUCCAACAGAAAUUAAGGUCGAUGUGUGCAAAAGAGUAAAUCUGGACAUUACUACUUUAAUCACAUAUGUAUCUGCCCUCAGCUAUGGAGGCUGCCACUUUAUUUUCAAAGAGAAAGUGCUCACAGAACAAGCAGAGCAAGAGAGGCAAGAGCAGGUUCUACCUCAGCUGGAGGCCUUUAUGAAGGACAAGGAGUUGUUUGCUUGUGAAUCUGCUGUCAAGGACUUUCAGUCUAUUUUAGAUACCUUAGGAGGACCUGGGGAGAGAGAGAGGGCCACUGUGUUAAUUAAGCGAAUUAAUGUGGUACCAGACCAGCCUUCUGAGCGUGCCUUGAGACUAGUGGCCAGUUCAAAGAUUAAUAGCCGCUCAUUAACAAUUUUUGGGACAGGAGACACCCUAAAAGCCAUCACAAUGACUGCUAAUAGUGGUUUUGUCAGAGCUGCAAACAACCAGGGUGUUAAAUUUAGUGUGUUUAUCCAUCAGCCCAGAGCACUUACUGAGAGUAAAGAGGCUCUAGCCACCCCCUUACCAAAAGACUACACAACUGACAGUGAACACUAAAGAUACCCUUUAAAUAUUUUUGUGGAAGUAAGUUAUUUAUACCAAAGGCUGGGUCUUCCCAUCUAAACUGGUGGGAAAAAAGGUCUAUAGUAAAAGUAAAACUGAGAACUCUUAAACCAGUAGAGUUUCUUUGUCUCUCAUCUAAAGUAUAUAACCUCCCAAAGUAGAAAAAGCACAAGAGAGAAGCUUAUCUAUCAAACUGUCUGCAUUAGUGCAAUUAAGAACCGAAAUACGUCUAUAUAAAGCUUUCAGCUGUAUUGUAAUACUUUGAUUCGAUAGGGCUACAACUCCCCUACUGCUAACCACGUUUCAUGGAAUAUGGCUACAUUGCAUCUUGCAUUAAAUAUCUGGAGAAAAUUCAA